AUGAAAUUCCAAUUAAAUGGGUCUUUUUCCCUGUUGAUCGAGGAAGGAGAGAUCCCUGACUUUGAGCAGUUCUUCUAUUCAUUUUCUCCCAAUGACUACCCCAACAAUGCACUCAUUGCAUCUACAUGGCAAGACAUGGUUGGAUGUUUUUCUAAUGACAUUCCCAGCUUGCCAGGAGCAAUACCUGAUGAAACAGUUAAGACCUGCACAGGGAAUGAGACUCUCAGUGAUGCAGAUUUAUCAGUGUAUGGGAAUCACAAUUACAGAAUCACUUAUAGAGUUUACACUGCAGUCUAUGCACUGGCACACGCCCUGCACAAUCUCUACUCUGCUCAGCCACCAGCCAAUCACUGGGACAAACUAGAAAGUCUGAAAAGAAAUGUUAAACCCUGGCAAAUAAAUAGAUUUGUACGUAAUGUGACCUUUGCCACUUUUCCCAAUGUCACCCACUCUUUCAACAAAUAUGGGGACCCACCGGCACAAUUUGACAUUAUAAACUGGCUUUUUAUUCCGGGGCAUGAAAUUGUUACAACAACAGUUGGAGACUUUAAUGCAUCAGACCACAAAAUUCUAUUUUAUAUCAAAAGCAUCUCUGACCUGUGGGGUUCACAAUUCAAUAUGGCUUUAAGAUUAAAAAGCAGAUACAACCCCAUCAAAUUCACUCUUUCUCAAAAUAUGCUACAUGAUCCAGCAGAAGACAAAAUCCAAAGUCCUCUGUCUCUGUGCAAUGAACCUUGUGCCCUAGGACAUAGAAAGUCUAAAAAAGAAGGGGUGCCAUCUUGUUGUUAUGACUGUGUCCCAUGUGUAGAUGGGGAAAUGUCCAACACAACAGAUGCUCCAAGUUGCUUCAAAUGCCCUGGGUAUGAAAUGUCCAAUAAAAAUAGAACUGGUUGUGUUCCCAAAAUGAUAAACUACCUUUCCUAUGAGGACACUCUGGGAGCCAGUUUAGCUUCCACUGCCUUAAUGCUCUUCAUCACAACCUCUGCAGUUCAGGGAAUCUUUGUGAAAUAUUGGGACACUCCGAUUGUGAAAGCCAAUAACCAAAGUCUCAGCUGUCUCCUCCUCAUCUCUCUCAUGUUGUGUUUCCUCUGCACUUUAUUAUUCAUUGGACGCCCAACACCAAUAUGUUGUCUCCUCCGACAAGUCACAUUUGGGAUUGUAUUUACCAUUUCUGUUUCAUCUGUGUUGGCUAAAACUCUCACAGUUAUUAUUGCCUUCAAUGCCACAAAGCCUGGGAGCAAGCUGAAGAAGUAUGUAGGAUAUAAAGUGGCUUUUGUAUUAGUGACUAUAUGUUCUCUUGGUUCAUCUGGAAUCUGUUUUGUCUGGAUGACAUUUGAUCCCCCAUUUCUGGAAGCUAGCAUGUUUUCUCAAAGGGACAUCAUAAUUUUAAUGUGCAAUGAGGGAUCUGUCACUUUUUUCUUCUGUAUAAUUGGAUAUAUAGGAACUUUGGCCCUACUAAGUUUCAUUGCUGCAUUUCUAGCCAAGGAUUUCCCUGACCGAUUUAAUGAGGCUAAAAACAUCACAUUCAGUAUGUUGGUGUUCUGUAGUGUGUGGGUGACAUUUGUCCCUGCAUACCUGAGCAGUAAGGGGAGUAGAAUGGUGGCUGUUGAGAUAUUUGCCAUCUUAUCCUCUAGUGCUGGAUUAUUGGGCUGUAUAUUUGCCCCUAAAUGUUACAUCAUAUUUCUCAGGCCUGAACUAAACACAAGAGUUGCUGUUGUCUGAAAUCAGUGAACUUGUCAUUUAAAAUAUAAAUCUUUUAGAGUUAAAGCUGAUAUUUACCAUGCUUAUUCAAUUGU
Messenger RNA from Xenopus laevis (African clawed frog), 1796 nucleotides. Its product is annotated as vomeronasal type-2 receptor 26. NCBI's taxonomy places the organism in Eukaryota, Metazoa, Chordata, Amphibia, Anura, Pipidae. The coding region runs from base 1 to 1722 and encodes 573 amino acids. The record is from RefSeq and is a predicted model, not a curated record. The transcript has 5 exons.